UGGCCGAAGGACCGGCGGCUGCUGGCGGUCAAAGUUGACCGGAAUGCCGCGUUGUGCAUAGCAGAUCGCAGUGGCGGCUGCGUAAAGUCUUCGCUAAAGUUCACUUCCAAAGGCGCGCCAACGAUGGACAACCAAACGGUUCCCGUGGACUACUCUAACCACGAUGGCAAAAGUCGCAGCCCCCUUCAGGAAGUUUCGACGAACCAGCCGUUGCGAAAACGGCGAAGGAGCCUUUCCAAGUGUUCCAGCAUCAAAGAUGUGGCAGACAUGAACAUUGAAAAUAUUGACCUCGCCGGAGACAGUGAUGUCAGCUCGACGUCGCCGGACAAUUGGGAAAAGGACGGUCGCGUUCCUCCGGACAUUCUGAAGGACAUGGGCAUAGACUACCUCGACGAAUCUCCACCGUCUAGCAGUAUUUUAUUGGUGCAGCCAUCGCCACCACGGGCUUCACGAAGAUUUUCCAAGGGACAGAAACGUGAUGCACAGUCUGCAUUAGGUACGCCACAGAGGACACUGCCAGACACGUUCACACUUCACAAGCGAAGCAAGCAGGACGUUGCCACUGGAAAAGACCCAUUUUCGGACCUAUCCGAUGAGACCAUCCUAGAAAUAUUCAAGUGGCUUCCCAGGCCAACAUUGGCCCUUUGCGGUCGGGUCUGCCGCCGUUGGAUGGAGCUGGCGUUUGACGAAAGUCUCUGGCGGCGGCUUGACCUCAGCAAAAAGCACUUGGGACCCGGCGUGCUCGGAAACGUGCUCAAUCGUGGAGUUGUGAUCCUCAGGCUAGCUACAGCCGAUAUCAAAGCCCCCGUCUUCACGGACUUGCCUCUGCUGUCCUACCCGUCGGAUGAAAGCUUGUCCGUGUGCAAGGUUCAGUACCUGGACCUGAGCAUGGCUAGCAUCACCGAGGGCUCCCUGUGUGAGCUGCUGGCCAGCUGCUCCAAUCUCAAGAAGCUCAGCCUGGAGCAGUGCGCACUGAACGACCAGGUUUGCAGGUUGAUUGGUGCCAACCGCUCCUUGGAGUGCCUCAACAUGUGCAUGACACGGGGGUUCACACAUGCAGGCAUCACCGCCAUUUGCAGGGGUUGCCGGAGACUAACCUCCUGGAACCUUGCGUGGUCUAGGUUGUCCACAGCCUCCAUCGACUCAAUCGUGCUGACCGUGACACCCAGCCUACAGGAACUCAACUUGGCUGGUUGUCGCACUGAAAUGACCAAUGACCAUGUGACUGCGCUCGUAGAACGAUGCCCGCGUCUCGUGGAACUGGAUAUCAGCGACGCAUCGGAGGUAACCUCUGAAGCUUUGCGUGCCAUCGCAGACGGCCUCCCAGAGCUGCAACACUUGUGCCUCAGCCGCUGCUACGGCAUUAUGCCCGCCACCUUCCUCUUGCUGUCGAACAUGCCAUCACUACAGCAGCUCGAACUGUUUGGCGUGCUGAAUGACACCCACCUGCACGUAGUGCGCAGGAAGCUGCCGAACCUCGACAUCAACAAGCAACUCUUCUCGACCGUCGCACGCCCAACAACUGGCAUCCGCAGAACCAGCAUAUGGGGCCUCAAAGUCCGCGACUGACCGUCGCUCACGUUCAGGGCACUGGUUGACUGGUGGCAGACUUUGUAACACUGGCAGUAACAAGACCCAUGCAACUUUCAUGAGUUUUGCUCUUUGUGGGGCUAGUUGGUUCACGUCUGGAAUCUGUAAUCAUUAAGUUCGUGCCAAAACAGCGACCAAAGUGAACGCAAAGGAAUGCAUAGACAAGACGGGCGCUUUCUUUUUAGUCAUGUUUUUGGCGUGAGCUCAUCUAUUGUUUACCAAGUUUGUGUCACUGUUUGAAUGGUCACCGGUUUCAGCAUUUGUGCAGCACUUGUGACAGCGUCAACAGAAGCAAGUGCUACUGCUUCAAGCAGCUUUUGCAAAAGUGUGCUUUGAACAGUUUUAUGAUGUUUCUGUCUGCAUGCUUCUAAGAACUGAGCCUGACCAUUGCUUACCGU
This is a messenger RNA of Rhipicephalus microplus (southern cattle tick), 1988 nucleotides long. It is a transcript of the gene Skp2, whose product is annotated as S-phase kinase-associated protein 2. NCBI's taxonomy places the organism in Eukaryota, Metazoa, Arthropoda, Arachnida, Ixodida, Ixodidae. Gene Ontology annotation, molecular function: protein binding. The record is from RefSeq and is a predicted model, not a curated record.